GCUGGGUAUCUUCAUUGCCAGGAACGUCCAACACGGUUACCUCAUCGCUGAGAUGGAGACCAACGGCGCCAUUGCAAGGGACGGGCGCUUCAAGGUGGGCGACGAGAUAGUGAACGUGAACGGCCGACGGCUGCGCGGCUGUGCCCUCGAGACGGUGCUGGACAUCCUGCGCGACCCCUCGCCCGAGCUGGACAUCGUCAUAGCCCGGGACUUCAACCCGGACCGACUGAGCCAGCAGCAGGCCGGCCAGCACGUGGUGGUCAUCUCUGUGCCGGACAGCAGCGGAGCGGCGACGGCACGAGACGACGCCGAUGACCCGGACGACUCGCUCGAGUACCCGGCCGUGGGCUCCGAGCCUUGUGACGCCUCCGAAACGGAAGAGCACCAGCGGCCAGAGUCGGUGCUCUCCGGGCGUUUCGGGGGAGCUGGAAAGAAGAGCCUGGGCUUCAGCAUCGUGGGCGGCAGGGAUUCACCCAAGGGUAGCAUCGGAAUCUUUGUAAAGACGGUCUUCCCUAACGGACAAGCUGCAGAAGAUAACAGGCUCAAGGAAGGGGACGAGAUCCUGGCGGUGAACGGGGAGAGUAUGCAGGGACUGUCGCACGCGGAGGCCGUGGUCGUGUUCAAGUCGGUCAGGUCGGGGCAGGUGCUGCUCUACGUGGCCCGCAGGGAACAGGCCGGCAAAAGGAGGUCAAAUAAGUCCAUGUCAUGUGAUGACCUCGAUCGAGUGGAAGAGUGAGCAACCGGGCUGAAGUGGAUCCGCUGGAGUAGUCAUUUUCGCGCUGGCUGAGUGCUCUUGAAGGUGUGAAUGCUGCCCUGACCCGUGCAAUGAGCGCCCGACCCAACCGCGGCUCUGAACAUUGUUUUCCAAUUAGCUGGGUGCAAUAGCUCGAGCAAUGUCCAAAACACGCGGCGGUGCGACAGUGAUUGAGCGAGUGAUGCAUAAUAUGUUUCAUAUGUUGCCCUUAUCGGUCGGCUUAAUCAUGACUACCUAUAUGAAAAGGUUUGAGUAGUUGUGGGUCAUGUUGUGAAGUCAUGUGCGUAGACGUAGCUACAAUAAGUCGCUGAAACUGUUUGUCUUUUUAUUCAGAUAGCAUGAAAUGUCUAUCGGUGUCUGCACGGGGUCUUCAUGAUGCAAUGGACGCAUAAUAUGCAGCUGUUAGCGAUAACGUUACAUCAGCGUUAACGUUGCGUUAUCGUUAACGUUAGCGAUAACGUUAACAUUAGCGAUAACGUUGCGUUAUCGUUAACGUUAACGCUAACUUUAGCGAUAACGUUACACGGAGCAAUACAUAGAUAUGUGAUUAAAUCUCAUUCUUGUGACCUCAGCUACUUGCAGGGCUUGCAAAUGCCGUGACUGAGCUGGAGCCUUGGCCAUUGCAGUUUCAUGGUAAUCGGAAACUUUUCCGCACGUCAGCCAGUUUCAGAUGUAGUGGUGGUUUAAUUUGUUUGAGAGAAUGUGCUCUGUGACCCUGUAAUAUACUUGCUGUAGUCAUCGGUUUGUUGAAAUAAACGUAGGCUUGUGAUUCAACUUGCUCACUCUCAAUCACUGUAAAUAA
Pollicipes pollicipes is the source of this 1556-nucleotide messenger RNA. RefSeq names its product inaD-like protein. The record is from RefSeq and is a predicted model, not a curated record. NCBI's taxonomy places the organism in Eukaryota, Metazoa, Arthropoda, Thecostraca, Pollicipedomorpha, Pollicipedidae. Gene Ontology annotation, molecular function: protein binding.